AUGGUAAACUUGGCAAAACUGGAAUUUGCUGCCUUGGACUAUUAUGGAAGUGAUGCAUCACCUGAAGAAAAGGCAAAGGCUAUGAUUUUUCUUCACCGUCACAUUCAUGAAGUGCUGAAAAAUGAAUACGUGGCGGUUGAUGACCCAUUGGUUCAGUGGAAAGCCUUAUGCAAAAGAUACAAUCACCAGAAGAAGGAUAUGCUUGAAAAAACUCUGAGUACCUUUUAUGCCUCAAAUGUGCUCCUGCAACAACAAUAUAGGCAUAGUGGUUUUACAAAGUACUCAGAACUGGUAUCUUGCCUUUUGUUGGCUGAGCAGAACAAUGAGCUUUUAUUGAAAAAUCACCAAUCUCGCCCAACAGCCUCAGCACCACUUCCUGAAGUAAAUGCUGCAUCUCAGGAAGUGAAUGUCAUCUCAUCCCGUGACAGUAUCCACAGAUAUGGGCAAGGAGGCAAGCGUGGCCGCUGGCAAGGGAAUAAAAAAGAUCGUAGUGCCCAUUCAUAUGGCUUGGGUCCAAGGAGCAAUCUAUCCACAAGCGGCAAAAAUGCAUCCCGAAACAAGGGGAAAGCACAAACAAGCCAUGUGCCUAGAAAUGUUGAAUGCGCUUGUCACAGAUGUGGCGCAAAGGGACAUUGGGUGCGUACAUGCCAUAUGCUGAAGCAUUUGGCGGAUCUUUAUCAAUCUUCACUUAAGAAUAGGAAAAUGGAGACAAAUUACAUUGAUCAUGUUAUACCAGAUCUGCCAGCCACAGAUGGCUCAUCGGAAAUAUCAACCAAUUCAAUAUUCAACAGAUUCAUUCACCAAAAUAAGUGA
Prunus avium (sweet cherry) is the source of this 813-nucleotide messenger RNA. The record is from RefSeq and is a predicted model, not a curated record. Lineage: Eukaryota; Viridiplantae; Streptophyta; Magnoliopsida; Rosales; Rosaceae.